Molecule: messenger RNA, 303 nt
Organism: Triticum turgidum subsp. durum (durum wheat)
Lineage: Eukaryota; Viridiplantae; Streptophyta; Magnoliopsida; Poales; Poaceae
Source: the annotation of a GenBank genome assembly
AUGGGGCUCCAGGAUAUUCUAAAAAUCAUAUACGCCUGGCUCCCGGUGUCUCCGUUCCCUGUCCUUCACAAGUUCAACCCAUCCUCUGACCCCAACUUCGGCCGCGGCGACGACGGCGAGGACCGAAUCAACAACCUCCCCAACGACCUCCUGCGCAACAUCGUCUACCGCAUGCCCGUCAAGGACGCCGCGCGCACCACCGCCAUCUCUCCCCGCUGGCGCAGCAUCUGGCGCUCCACCCCGCUCCUCCUCAAAGACCGCCACCUCUUCCGGCAGGUGGACCUGCGAGACGACAUCGACUAG